AUGUCGACCCUCUAUGUCAUGAAGGUCAACUGCAAUGGCGUUUUGCGUCGCAUCUCGUCCCGCUGCUCCCCUCCGUCCUUCCGCCACGUCAGCCUUCAGAUUUUCGCGUCUCUCGACAUCCCCGCCAGCAAGCCGAUCUCGCUGACUUACACAGACACGGACGGUGACGUCAUCCACGGACGAUCUGCUGCCCUCUCCCUCGCGCUCCGAACAGAUCUCUCCCUCGUGUUCCGAACAGAUCUCUCCCUCGUGUUCCGAACAGGAUGCUAG
This is a messenger RNA of Closterium sp. Naga37s-1, 270 nucleotides long. NCBI's taxonomy places the organism in Eukaryota, Viridiplantae, Streptophyta, Zygnematophyceae, Desmidiales, Closteriaceae. The record is from the annotation of a GenBank genome assembly.